CCAUUACCCCCUAACCUAACAAUCUCCUUAACCCCUCACUCCACUCUCCCACACUCCACUUCCACUAUGCAUUUCCCUCUUUCCCUCCCCCUCCUCCUCCUCCUCCUCUCCGCAGCCGCAGCCACAUCCCCUCCGCCGCCCUCCUCCGAUCUCCUCCGCUCCUCAUGCGUCCACGCCAGGUACCCACAUCUCUGCCUCCGCACUCUCUCAGCAUACGCCCACCCCGCCAUCACCCCCAAGGGCCUCGCCCAGGCCGCCCUCUCCGUCAGCCUCGAUCACGCUCGCCAUCUCUCCCGCUUCCUUCACUCCCACACCUCCUCCCUGUCCAAGCGUUCCCGCCGCCGCCAAUCCGCUCUCCGUGACUGCGCCGAGCAGAUGUCUGACUCCGUCGACCAGCUCAGCAGGAGCCUCCACGAGCUCAAGCACCUCCGCGAGUCCACAUUUCGCCUGCAGAUGAGCAACGCCCAGACCUGGGUGAGCGCCGCCAUGACCGACGACGACACCUGCCUCGACGGGUUGGGACCCGUCCACGACCGCGUCGUCGGCAAGAUAAAGCGCAAGAUCAACCGAGUGUCCAGGGUCACCAGCAACGCCCUCUAUAUGAUCAACCGCCUCUGUGACGGCCGUCGAAUGGAUAAGUCCGAACCCUCCGUUUAACUCUUCCUGAGUGAUGAUGCCAUUUUUUUACCUCUUGCUUAUCUGAUGAUAUCAUCCUAUAUAUAUAUAUAUAAUAUAAUUUAAUCGUUGCUGCUGCUGCUAGUUAUGAUAUGGAAAUAAUGUACAAUUGCUAUGUUCUAUUUAUGUCUCAAUCACGUAUAGAUA
Prosopis cineraria is the source of this 822-nucleotide messenger RNA. RefSeq names its product pectinesterase inhibitor 3-like. The record is from RefSeq and is a predicted model, not a curated record. The transcript has a single exon. Gene Ontology annotation, molecular function: enzyme inhibitor activity. The coding region runs from base 67 to 657 and encodes 196 amino acids. Gene Ontology annotation, biological process: negative regulation of catalytic activity. NCBI's taxonomy places the organism in Eukaryota, Viridiplantae, Streptophyta, Magnoliopsida, Fabales, Fabaceae.